UCAGAGCGAGACAAUCGUGACACUGCGUUUCGCCCCUGCACUCCAAAUCUGCGAAGCUGCAGCCUCUCGCGCUUCACUUCUUCGUUCUUAACGCACAGACGCUGUUGGAUUCAUGGAUGUACGCUGAACCGCUGUUUCCGUUAUUAACGUUAUCGGUCCGUGUUAUUUUCCUGCAGCUUUUCUUUAACAAUGUCUCUGUGAGGAACGGCAGCUUUCUGACAGAGGUCACUCCAAAGGUCUCGAGAAGGAAGUAAAGGCGUGCUUCAGCUGCUGGACUUUGGCAGGACGGACAGGGACUAUGUUCUCAUCAGCAGGGAAGCGCGGUUUCACUAUUGAGUCUUUGGUAGCGAAGGAGAGCCCAUUAACAGGGGAAGACCCUAUCCGCCCCACAGCGCUAAGCUACACAGCCCCCACAGACACUUUUCUGAACGCUUAUCCAAGCCCAGCAGGUCGCGCGCUUUAUCCAAACCCCGAGCUCGUUUUCCCGGAGUCCGUGCAGCACGCGCCCAUCGGCGUGCACCCGCACCAGCUCGGCGGCGCGCACCUCCAGCACCCGCACUUCUUCAGCACGCAACACCGCGAGCCUCUCAAUUUCUACCCAUGGGUCUUGCGAAACCGAUUUUUUGGGCAUCGGUUUCAAGGUAAAAGUCGAGGAUCAAGACAAGUUGCGUCAGGGAACGACGUCUCACAUGACUCGUUGUUGCUUCACGGCCCUUUCGCUCGGAAGCCCAAGCGGAUCCGGACAGCCUUUUCCCCCUCACAGCUCCUGCGCCUCGAGCGAGCCUUCGACAAGAACCACUAUGUAGUGGGAGCAGAACGGAAACAGCUCGCGAACAGUCUCAGCCUGUCCGAGACACAGGUGAAAGUGUGGUUUCAGAACCGCAGGACCAAGUACAAACGUCAGAAGCUAGAAGAAGAGGGACCAGAGAGUUCACAAAAGAAGAAGGGUAAUCACCACAUCAACCGGUGGAGAAUUGCCACCAAACAAGCUGGAUCUGAAGAUAUAGAUGUCACAUCUGAUGCCUAGAAUCCGUUUGUACAGGGCCUAAACUCACACACCAGGCCAUGAAAAGAUCUAUUUAUUUAUGUUUUAAGGAAUGACUGUGUAUGAGUCUAAACUUGGUUUCUGCUGCUGCUGUGUAUGUGUGUAUGUGUGUGUGUGUGUGUGUGUGAGAGAGAGAGAGAGAGAGAGAGAGAGUCUGUCAGCAUGUAGAUUUAAUUCUUUCUUUUUCUCUCUUUGUAAAUGUAAAAAAGUAAAACAUGUAAAAAAAAAAAGUAUGAUUUUCCUCUCUUUCUCCACAAUACUGUUAUCAGAAGACUACCACUAAAGAUAAUUUCAUUUUCUAACAUGACACAUCUGUCAUUCCAGUGCAUUUAACCUACUAAUGUCAAUUACUACCUUUGUACUUACAAGAACACUCUUUAAUGAUGGUUACAGAGAUUAAACCUACUUAAAACAUAAAAUUAUAUUGUAUCUGUAUUUAAGAGAGCAGUGCACUCAAUUUUCAUUAGAGACUUCCAUUCCUGCUGCCAUUAGAUUUGUUUUCAUAUUUUUAUUAAGGUUUUCCGGUAGCAUUUGACAGUGACGGCAAAACAAACAAAAUAUGAUGCAAGGAAUCAUUUUACAGGCCAGUUUAGACAUGACCUACCCUCAGUGUAAGAGUAAGGAGCUUGAUGUGUGUGUGUGUGUGUGUCUGAUGAUCUGAAUGUUCAGUUCAGUUCAUGGUAAUGCAGGCUGUUGGAUGCAGGUUACAGUUUGGCAGCUCCUGAAUAUUUCUGUGAUUCAUACAGGAAACUACUGAAUAUUUGCCAAUGUCACAUUAAUAUACAGUACAUUUAAAAUAUAAUUUUUUCCCCCAGUAAGGGACCAUAAUAAUAAAUAUGUUUUAGAGACAA
Hemibagrus wyckioides is the source of this 1896-nucleotide messenger RNA. RefSeq names its product empty spiracles homeobox 1 (gene emx1). The coding region runs from base 299 to 1027 and encodes 242 amino acids. Gene Ontology annotation, biological process: central nervous system development; neuron differentiation; regulation of DNA-templated transcription. Gene Ontology annotation, molecular function: DNA-binding transcription factor activity, RNA polymerase II-specific; DNA binding. The transcript has 3 exons. Lineage: Eukaryota; Metazoa; Chordata; Actinopteri; Siluriformes; Bagridae. The record is from RefSeq and is a predicted model, not a curated record.